Molecule: messenger RNA, 5782 nt
Organism: Microbotryum saponariae
Lineage: Eukaryota; Fungi; Basidiomycota; Microbotryomycetes; Microbotryales; Microbotryaceae
Source: the annotation of a GenBank genome assembly
AUGGUCUCGGACAAGUCGCUGUUCACGACCUAUCGCCAUAUCGCUCCUACGAAGAUUGGUGGUAUUGCAGGGGGCAUCAACGCCAUCGGAACGGGAAACAUCGCCUUCAUUGCCGCCUCGGGUCAUCCGAUCACGCUUACCGGCGUGCUGCACACUCCGGGCCUGUUUGUCAAUCUUCUCUCGGUCUCUCGACUUUGCGACACCGACGAUGUCCAUGUCGCCUUCACAAAACACGGCAUCCACAUUGACAAGGACGGCAACGACAUCGCUGAAGGCGCACGACUCGACGAAGGGCUCUACUUGCUGGACGCUGAUCAUUCCAAAUGUCAGCACCUUGCUCUCCUUUCUCGCUCACAGUCGUCCGUGCCCCUGCUGACUCUCCAUCGCUGCCUCGGCCAUCUCGCACCGUCCUCCAUACAGAAGAUGGUUGCCGCUGGUUUGCUGGAGGGUCUCAGGGCCGGAUAUAGUGACGAAGAGGUAGAGAAGUUUGUCUGCAAUGCUUGCCUCAGCGCAAAGGGCCAUCGUCUUCCCUCUCCCGAUUCGGAUUCGCACUCCUCAGAGAGACUCGGCCUUGUACACAGCGAUGUGCUUUCCUUCCCCGAGCGGUCCUUGACUGGCAAACGUUACCUGGUCACAUUCCUUGACGAUUACUCGCGCAAACUCUGGGCCUACGCAAUCGGACACAAAAGCGAAGUCUUCGGCAUAUUCAAAACUUGGCUAGCCGAGGUUGAACUCGAGACGGGUGCGACGCUGAAGGUCCUCCGAACCGACAACGGUGGCGAAUACUGUUCGAGAGCGUUCACAGAGUUCUGCAAGACACGAGGCACCCGUCGACAAUACUCUAUCCCACGCACGCCUCAACAGAACGGUCGUGCAGAGCGGGUCAAUCGUUCCAUUGUCGAAGGCGUCCUUGCCCUCCUUGUCGACGCCCACCUACCCAAGACAUUCUGGGAGGAGGCUGCAGCUUAUUUCGUUUACUGCAAGAACCUGUGUCAACACGCGGCCCUGGACAAGGCAACACCAAACUCCGUCUGGCAGGGUGACCACACCACUGCCUCGGCGCUUCACCCGUUCGGCUGUACAGCUUGGCUUACGGUCGCGCCCGAACUUCGCUCCAAACUCGACCCGAAGGCGGUUCGCGUUUUUUUCACCGGCUACGACCUGGCUUCAAAAGCCUUUCGCUUCUACGACACUACAACACAGAAGAUUAUACUUGGCAGAAAUGCCACGUUCCUCGACACUGAAUUCCCCGGAUUACAUGGCGACCCCACUGAGCAAGACGGCGACACGCACUUCGCCAGCGCUCCCACCACCGAAUCUCAAACCGUUGUCAAGACAUGGACCCCACUAGUAAGGUCGGCGCACAUGGACGUCUCAUCCCCCCUUGAUGAUUCUGCCAUGAGCGCCGUUGACGUGGCCCCAGGGUACACUGGCGGAACCUUACUUAACUUCACAGAUGCCGAAUCGUCCUCGUCACCGUCGCCUGCGUCGCCCUCAUCACCGUCGUCUGCGCCAUCGCCUGCACUUUCACCAUCGUCGGCUGCGUCAUCGUCACCCUCGGCCUUACCGACCGACUCUGAAGACUCCGCCGAUCCCCUCGACCUCCUCGGCUCACAGCCCCAGGUUCGCCUCGAUCUACAGGACGUGCACCACCCAGACUUCAGCACGUACCGCGAGCCCGCAUCGGCUGAGGAGUCGCCCGACGAACUCGACCUCAUUGGGCGCCACUCUCGCGACGAAUCUCCGGACGAAAUCGAUUUCCUCACCCGACACCACCGCGCCUUCAUCGCCAUCGACGACGACACCUCUGACACAGAGGCAAUUCAGCCAGUCAAGUCCAUCACGAGCGACCCACAGACCUGGCGCGAGGCGAUGUCUAGCGACAAGCGUGAAGUAUGGGCCAAAGCCGCCACCGACGAGUUCACCUCCAUGCGCGACGACUUCAAGGUCUUCACCAUCGAGGACCGAGCCACGGUGCCCGCGGGUGCGACUAUCGUUACAUCCAAGUUCGUCUGGAAAACGAAACGGAACGCACUCGGCGAAGUCACUGGACACAAGGCAAGGCUGGUCGCGCAAGGCAAUCGGCAACGCGACGGCAUCGACUUCAACGAAACGUUCGCACCGGUCGCACGCUUCUCCUCGAUACGCUCACUCCUCGCGCUGGCGGCCGCCAACGGCUUGCACGUGCACCAGGCGGACAUCGACAAAGCAUAUCUGCAUGGCGACCUUGACCACGACAUCUGGAUGACGGCACCGCGCGGCUUCGACCUUCCCAGCGACAAGGUGCUUCGCCUGCGACGCUCCAUCUACGGGCUCAAACAGGCUGGCCGAAUCUGGAAUCGACACAUCGACGCUUCGCUUCGGGCCCUCGGUUACACGGCGACGGGCACCGACCACUGCGUAUACUCUUGGCUCGAUGAUCGUCAAUGUCCACACUACAUCGCACUGUACGUCGACGACCUCCUGAUGAUCAGCCCGGAACUGGCCGAAAUCGAACGUGUCAUCUCAGGCCUGGACCAACGCUACGGAGUCAAGCGCCUCGGCCCGGCCGAGUAUAUCCUCGGCAUCCAGAUCAGGCGGUUCGACGACGGCUCUAUCGCCCUAUCCCAGGAACGGUACAUCAUGGACGUGCUCGCUCGGUUCCACUUCGACACCACGACUCGCGGCACUACAGUUCCGAUGACUCCCGGCCUUUCGCUCACUGCUAUCCCGGGUCAAGGCACCGAACGGAUCAGGUCAUGGUAUCUGCAGGCUAUCGGCUCGCUCCUCUACAUUUCGCUCGGUACCCGCCCUGACAUCGCCUUCGCCGUGUCCUACCUGGCCCGCUUCGCCAACAACCCCGGUCGUCGUCAUUGGAUUGCGGUCAAGCACAUCCUACGCUAUCUCCGGGCCACGUAUCGCAACGAACUCGUGUAUGCUCGCGGCCAGGCUCGCAUCACGGGUGUGGUAGGCUACUCCGACGCGAACUGGGGGCCUGCAUCGACACAUCGGUGUCCACCAUGGGCUACGUCUUCUACAUCGCUGGCUCGGCCGUGUCCUGGUCGUCCAAACGCCAGUCUCGAGUUGCCGAUUCGACCACCGACGCUGAAUACCUCGCCCUCUCGCAUGCUGGCAAGGAAGGGAUUUACCUCAGUCAGCUGCUCGAAGAGCUCCAUGUACAACCUGUUGCACCGGCUCACAUCUUUACUGACAACGAAGCCGCUGCUGCAGUUGCUCACGAUCCUGUCCGCGUCUCUGGCACUCGGCACAUACGCUUGCGUGAGCACUUCGUUCGGGACAUGGUGAAUCGGGGCGACAUCUCUCUCUCGCAUGUGGGUACCAGCGACAUGGUGGCCGACAUCUUCACCAAGGCUCUCGGCCCAAAGGUCUUCUCAACGCACUGCUACGCCCUCGGCCUUCGCACUCGACACCCGCGGCUUGGGUCUGCCUCGCAUUCGCGUGGGGGGGGUGUGAAGAGUCCACUCUCAGCUCGACAGGGGCGCCUCGGUCGUUGCGCGCACUUGCUAGCCCGCCCCCGGCGGUGGGGACUUAGACGCGCGCGACUGCCUCAGCGCGCCAGCGCCGGCGGAUUCAUGCGCGCGCCCGCUAGCCCGCCCCCUUGCGGUGGGGACUUAGGCGCGCCGGCGAUUUCACCCGCGGCUGACUUAGGGAUGUACAUUGUCACGCGCCUGGGACUAUCCCAGCGUGGCCCCCCCCUUUCUGUUUCUUAGCUUCCUUCUCAUCACUUCUGUUCGACUCUCAACCUCUCCUGACAGUAGUGGUGAACGUCUCAUACUCUGACUACUCCGCCGACCCUCUGGACCUCAUCGGCUCACAGACCCCGACUCGCCUCGGCCCACCGGACGUGCACCGCCCAGACUUCAGCACGUACCGUGAGCCCGCAUCGGCUGAGGAGUCGCCCGACGAACUCGACAUCAUUGGGCGUCACUCGCGCGAUGAAUCGCCGGAUGAAAUCGAUUUCCUCACCCAACACCACCGCGCCUUCAUCGCCACAGACGACGACGACCCCACCCUCGACGCCAUCGAGCCCGUCAAAUCGAUCACUAGCGACCCCCAGACCUGGCGCGAAGCAAUGUCCAGCGACGAGCACAACAUCUGGGCUGAGGCCGCCGCCGCCGAGUUCACCGCCAUGCGCGACGACUUCAAGGUGUUCACCAUCGAGCCUCGCUCAUCUGUACCGCCGGGCGCCACCAUCGUCACCUCCAAAUUCGUCUGGAAGACCAAGCGCAACGCAAGCGGUGAAGUCACGGGGCGGAAGGCACGUCUUGUAGCGCAGGGUAACCGACAGCGCGACGGCAUCGACUUCUCAGAAACCUUCGCACCCGUCGCCCGUUUCUCCUCCAUUCGCUGCCUCCUGGCUCUUGCCGCUGCCAAUGGCUAUCACGUUCAUCAGGCCGACAUCGACAAGGCUUACCUCCACGGCGAGCUCGAUCAUGAUAUCUGGAUGACGACACCACGCGGUUUCGACUUCCCGAGCGAUAAGGUUCUCCGGCUGCGACGCUCAAUCUACGGUCUCAAGCAGGCCGGUCGCAUCUGGAAUCGUCACAUUGACACAUCACUCAGGAAUCUGGGGUACAAGGCAACAGGCACUGAUCACUGCAUUUACUCUCGCAUUGACGAUCAGCAGCGGCCUCACUAUAUCGCCUUGUAUGUCGACGACCUCCUCAUUGUCAGUCCAGCCCUCGACGAGAUCGAACGUGUCAUCUCCGGCCUUGAACAGCGGUACGGCGUCAAACGACUCGGCCCCGCGGAGUACAUCCUCGGAAUCCAAAUACGCCGCCUGGACGACGGUUCCAUUGCUCUAUCCCAGGAGCGCUACAUCAUGGACGUGCUGGCCCGUUUCCACUUCGACACCACGACACGCGGCACUACGGUGCCGAUGACGCCCGGCCUCUCGCUCACGGCAAUUCCGGGUCAGGGAACGGAGCGCAUUCGUUCGUGGUACCUACAGGCCAUCGGCUCCCUCCUCUACAUCUCCCUUGGCACUCGACCCGACAUUGCCUUCGCCGUCUCGUACCUGUCCCGGUUCGCCAACAACCCCGGCCGCCGCCAUUGGAUUGCCGUCAAACACGUCCUUCGCUACCUUCGCGCCACGUACCGCGAUGAGCUUCUCUAUGCCCGCGGCCCAGCAAAAGUCACGGGUGUGGUUGGUUAUUCUGAUGCGAACUGGGGCGCCUGCGUCGACACAUCCAUUUCAACGAUGGGCUACGUAUUUUACUUGGCAGGCGCCGCUGUCUCUUGGUCGUCGAAGCGUCAGACUCGGGUAGCGGAUUCCACCACUGAUGCCGAGUACCUGGCCUUGUCGCACGCGGGUAAGGAAGCGAUCUACCUUAACCAACUCCUCUCCGAGCUCCACGUUUGCCCAAUCGCUGCAGCUCACAUCUUCACCGACAACGAGGCCGCGGCCGCCGUCGCUCACGACCCCGUUCGCACCUCCGGCACCCGGCACAUUCGCCUCCGCGAGCAUUUUGUCCGUGACAUGGUCAAUCGAGGUGAUAUCUCUCUCUCACACGUUGGCACAGCAGACAUGGUUGCGGACGUAUUCACCAAAGCGCUAGGCCCCAAGAUUUUUUGGUACACAUUGCUAUGCUCUAGGCCUCCGGACGCGACAUCCACGGCUCAAGUCUACCUCGCGUUCGCGUGGGGGGGGUGUGAGGAAUCCACUCUCCGCUCGGCUCAGGACUUAGGCGCGCGGAGCGAACCGGGCGCGGACUUAGGCGCGCGGAGUGAGCCGGGUGCCCCGGCCCAGGACUUAGGCGCGCGAAGCGAGCCUGGGACUUAG